CAGCCAUUUUGGUGUGAUUGCUUUCCCCAGAUUAGAGCAAAGUCUUUUCAGCAACCGUUGAAUAGACCAUUGGCUAUUUGUUGAACAAACUCACUGAUCUCCCCUGAAAACAAUGUCCAAACAGCUAAACUCUGGUUAUUCUAUCCCUGAAAUUGGGCUAGGCGUAUAUCUCACUGCUCCUAACCAGGCCUUUGAUAUCGUCUAUCAAGCUCUAAAACUCGGUUAUCGCCACAUUGAUUCUGCUGAAGCGUAUGGCAACGAAAAGGAGGUUUGUCAAGGUAUUAGAAAAUGGUUGGACGAAGACCCUGCUAACAAUUUACGUAAAGAUGUUUUUUACACUACAAAAAUCAGAAACUAUCACCAUGGCUAUGAAAAGGCAAAGAAAUGCAUCUCCACAAGAGUUCAAAUCGCUGAGGAAUUUAUUGAUUACAUUGAUUUGAUCUUGAUCCAUGAUCCAAUGUCCAACCAAAAAUUGAGACUAGAGACUUGGAAUGCUCUCCAAGAAUCUGUAGCAUCCGGUAAAGUCAAAUCAAUCGGCGUAUCCAACUACAACGUCAAUCAUAUUAAAGAAAUUUACAACUCUCCUGAUUUCGAGAUUCCGCCAGCUGUUAACCAAAUUGAAUUGAACCCUUGGUUGAUGAGAACUGAAAUCGUUGAUUACUGUAAAUCAAAACAAAUUGUUGUUGAAGCCUAUUCCCCAUUGACCAGAGGUUUAAGAGUCAACGAUCCUGAAUUGAUUCAAUUGGCUAAGAAAUACAAUGUUUCCACUGCUCAGAUCUUACUACGUUGGUCCUUAGACCAAGGUUUUGUCAUUCUACCAAAAACAAUCAAAGUCUCAAGAGCUCAAGAAAACUUAAGUGUUCUUGAUUUCAAAAUGACAAAGGAAGACUCUGAUUCCUUAAGUCAUCCCCACGAUUAUUAUGUCUCAAUUCCUGCCUGGGAUCCAUGCAAAUUUGAAACUUAAAAUAAAAAAAUAAAAAAGAGGAAAAUAAAAUAAUACAUAUAUAUAUAUAUAUAUA
Molecule: messenger RNA, 1019 nt
Organism: Ascoidea rubescens DSM 1968
Lineage: Eukaryota; Fungi; Ascomycota; Saccharomycetes; Ascoideales; Ascoideaceae
Product: aldo/keto reductase family protein
Exons: 1
Coding region: 113-964 (283 amino acids)
Molecular function (GO): oxidoreductase activity
Source: RefSeq, a predicted model, not a curated record